Adineta ricciae is the source of this 1503-nucleotide messenger RNA. NCBI's taxonomy places the organism in Eukaryota, Metazoa, Rotifera, Eurotatoria, Adinetida, Adinetidae. The record is from the annotation of a GenBank genome assembly.
AUGGAUCAGCCUUUCAGUGCUCUCAAUGGUUCUACUUAUAAGGGUUCCAAAUUUCUUAGUCCUGUGGCCGAUAUGGCUGGUCUACCAAUUGAUCAAUUUAAUUUUCUCUUCUCGGAAGUCUUAGCCUUAAUUCUUGCAGUGUGUUUCCGAAGUUUCCUACCACCAAAACCUAGCAAUACAACCUUAAGACACGUUAUCGCUAGUUUUCUUGGUAUUGCUCUUGGUUACUUCUGUUUUGGUCCACAAAUCUGGCAUCUCAUUGCGCAAUCAUCGAUUGUCUACCUUUUGCUCUACAUGGUUCCUCCAAAACAUUCCUAUCUGGUCAUAUUUGUCUUUUGUAUGGUCUAUAUGAGUGCUGUUCAUAUACACCGAGUAAUCUAUGACUACGGCAAUUAUACGCUUGACAUCAGUGGACCAUUGAUGAUCAAUACACAAAAAUUGACAGCAUUUGCGUUCGCAUUCUAUGACGGUUAUCGUUCAAAUGAACGAUCGAAACGUCGACGACCAGAUGAAGACAGUGAACAUCCGCCGCUUAGUGAAGAUCAAGAAAAACAAAAGAUUACUGAAAUUCCCAGCCCAAUCGAAUAUCUUAGCUACAUAUUUUACUUUCAUGGCAUCUGUGUAGGUCCACUAUGUUUUUACAAAGAUUAUCGCGAUUUCAUCGAGGGAAAAAAUUUACUCGUGAUACCUACAAGUGGCUCGACAACUAGUAAAACUCCGGAAGAACAACAUGUUUCACCGAUUGAGCAACCGUCAACAUUUUGGCCUGUGCUAACUAAACUUGCACAAUGCGGCAUCUGGGGCUAUGUCUUGAUUGUUUACACUCCACAUUAUCCAGUUGAAUCUAAUUUGAGCCAAGAAAUGGUAAACUCACCACUCUACAAACGAACCGUGUACCUUCUAUUUACAACAUUCUGUUCACGAGUGAAAUAUUACUUCGCAUUCAUUCUAUCGGAAGCCAUCAAUAACGCUGCAGGUCUUGGUUUUAACGGUUAUGACAAGAAUGGCAUACCAAAAUGGAAUCUUUUGACGAAUGUCAAACCACUCCAACUGGAAAUGGCGACUAGUUUGAAAGUUGUCAUUGAUGUUUGGAAUAUGCAGACGGCUCUUUGGCUUCGACGCGUUUGCUACGAUCGUUUACAUAAGGGCCGAACAUUAGGUGUUUUUGUCCUCUCUGCACUUUGGCAUGGUUUCUAUCCAGGUUAUUAUGUUUGUUUUAUCCUGGCAGCAUUUCAUACAUAUGCAGGUCGCGGUAUUCGUCGGCAAAUUCGACCAUAUUUUCAAAAGAAUCAGGUAACAAUAUAUCUAUACGAAUGUCUGACAUGGUUCGGUACUCAAAUUGCUUUGAACUUCGCUGUUGUUCCAUUUGUUCUAAUGGAAGUUCGAAAAGUGUGGUAUUUUUAUCAAACGUGGUAUUUCAUUGUGCCGAUCGCUUCCAUUGUUUUGGCAUUGACAUUAAACGGUGCAAGUUCAAAAUCCAAAGACAAGAAAAAAGCCCAGUAA